GUGAACCGUUACGCAGCUGGUCCACCGCGGGCGGAGAACAAACGGCUAUGCCAAGGGAUCCUGCACGCAUGCGUGGAGCUGGACCGUCAGCGUGCGUGUGACGUCAACUGCGCGCCCGCCUAAACUCUUCCUAGGGUUCUUUCUAGAGUACGGGUGAGUGAAAUUUGUAAGGUUUGGUGUGUUCAUUUGAGUGGGUGCCAGACGUAACGGGCCCGGGAUUGAAUUAGUUUAGAUCAAAAUUUGAUGUAAUUAUCGCAGAGAAACGCUUUCUUACGAGUGUUUAUCUCGAGCCUGCUGUGUUCCGCGUCUUUCUUGGUGUUUUGGGAGAAGCAGACAGGAGUUAAGUCCAAGUCCCCGCCCUCACAGAGCUCAGGUGGCUUGGGGGAAGGUUGGUGCGCAAACAUUAAAAUUAGAUAUCGACACUAGUGAGUGUCCCCGUCAAGAGGUCUGUGAAAUAAGGUUGAGCCUACGAUGCAGAAGUUAAUCUCACAGCAAGUUGUCAAAUUCCCUAGUUGAAUUUGCUUUGGACAUCAGUGUGAAGCAGAACUGAUAUGCCACUUGAAUUAAUAAAGGAAGUCAAUGGGGUGCCUGAAGUUCAGCCGCUGAGUGAAUUACAUAAAGUAGAUUUCGGAUCCCUACAGCCAGGUUACAAUUAUAGCAAGAAAUAUAUUCAGGGAAAACUUUCACUUAUCUCUUCUUUAACUUAUCGUGGAAAUAAAACAGCUGUUUUGCAGAUUGGACUACAAGGACACCAUUGCAGUGGCUAGAUAUUAUUGUUUUUUUAGCUUCUUCAUCUACAAGCAGAGAUGGUAAACCUUGCAUAUUUUUGAAAGCAUUUGAAGACCUCAAAUCAACUGUUUAUGUUUAUGUCAAAUCUUUAAGAGAUUUUUCUACAGAAUCAAUGUCUUUGGUUCCAGCAACAAAUUAUAUAUAUACACCCCUGAAUCAACUUAAGGGUGGUACAAUUGUCAAUGUCUAUGGUGUUGUGAAGUUCUUUAAGCCCCCAUAUCUAAGCAAAGGAACUGAUUAUUGCUCAGUUGUAACAAUUGUGGACCAGACAAAUGUAAAACUAACUUGCCUGCUCUUUAGUGGAAACUAUGAAGCCCUUCCAAUAAUUUAUAAAAAUGGAGAUAUUGUUCGCUUUCACAGGCUGAAGAUUCAAGUAUAUAAAAAGGAGACUCAGGGUAUCACCAGCUCUGGCUUUGCAUCUUUGACGUUUGAGGGAACUUUGGGAGCCCCUAUCAUACCUCGCACUUCAAGCAAGUAUUUUAACUUCACUACUGAGGACCACAAAAUGGUAGAAGCCUUACGUGUUUGGGCAUCUACUCAUAUGUCACCAUCUUGGACAUUACUAAAAUUGUGUGAUGUUCAGCCAAUGCAGUAUUUUGACCUGACUUGUCAGCUCUUGGGCAAAGCAGAAGUGGACGGAGCAUCAUUUCUUCUAAAGGUAUGGGAUGGCACCAGGACACCAUUUCCAUCUUGGAGAGUCUUAAUACAAGACCUUGUUCUUGAAGGUGAUUUAAGUCACAUCCAUCGGCUACAAAAUCUGACAAUAGACAUUUUAGUCUACGAUAACCAUGUUCAUGUGGCAAGAUCUCUGAAGGUUGGAAGCUUUCUUAGAAUCUAUAGCCUUCAUACCAAACUUCAAUCAAUGAAUUCAGAGAAUCAGACAAUGUUAAGUUUAGAGUUUCAUCUUCAUGGAGGUACCAGUUACGGUCGGGGAAUCAGGGUCUUGCCAGAAAGUAACUCUGAUGUGGAUCAACUGAAAAAGGAUUUAGAAUCUGCAAAUUUGACAGCCAAUCAGCAUUCAGAUGUUAUCUGUCAAUCAGAACCCGACGACAGCUUUCCAAGCUCUGGAUCAGUAUCAUUAUACGAGGUAGAAAGAUGUCAACAGCUAUCUGCUACAAUACUUACAGAUCAUCAGUAUUUGGAGAGGACACCACUAUGUGCCAUUUUGAAACAAAAAGCUCCUCAACAAUACCGCAUCCGAGCAAAAUUGAGGUCAUAUAAGCCCAGAAGACUAUUUCAGUCUGUUAAACUUCAUUGCCCUAAAUGUCAUUUACUGCAAGAAGUUCCACAUGAGGGCGAUUUGGAUAUAAUUUUUCAGGAUGGUGCAACUAAAACCCCAGAUGUCAAGCUACAAAAUACAUCAUUAUAUGAUUCAAAAAUCUGGACCACUAAAAAUCAAAAAGGACGAAAAGUAGCAGUUCAUUUUGUGAAAAAUAAUGGUAUUCUCCCACUUUCAAAUGAAUGUCUACUUUUGAUAGAAGGAGGUACACUCAGUGAAAUUUGCAAACUCUCGAACAAGUUUAAUAGUGUAAUUCCUGUGAGAUCUGGCCACGAAGACCUGGAACUCUUGGACCUUUCAGCACCAUUUCUUAUACAAGGAACAAUACAUCACUAUGGAUGUAAACAGUGUUCUAGUUUGAGAUCCAUACAAAAUCUAAAUUCCCUGGUUGAUAAAACUUCGUGGAUUCCUUCUUCUGUGGCAGAAGUACUGGGUAUUGUACCCCUCCAAUAUGUGUUUGUUAUGACCUUUACACUUGAUGAUGGAACAGGAGUACUAGAAGCCUAUCUCAUGGAUUCUGACAAAUUCUUCCAGAUUCCAGCAUCAGAAGUUCUAAUGGAUGAUGACCUUCAGAAAAGUAUGGAUAUGAUCAUGGAUAUGUUUUGUCCUCCUGGAAUAAAAAUUGAUGCAUAUCCGUGGUUGGAAUGCUUCAUCAAGUCAUACAAUGUCACUAAUGGAACAGAUAAUCAAAUUUGCUAUCAGAUUUUUGACACCACAGUUGCAGAAGAUGUAAUCUAAUAUUGCCAUCCAAUUUAGCAUACAUAAAAUGUUGCCACUCACCUUCCCUGUUUGAGCCUCUUUUCCUGCCCUGAGUUUUGUAUCAGCAAUGUUGAUGAUGUUAGCAUGGGUAUGGGAUUAGAAAAUGUCCUUACCUUAAAUCUCUUGGCUUUUACUGGAUGCAAGGUAAAUAAUGGCUAUGGAUUUUGUUUUGCUUUCUGUUUUGCUUUUGUACAAAGAGACCUGCUUAAACAAGUACUGCUGAGAUAAGUGUUUGUCUGAUCAAGCUACAGUGUACUUUAAGUAGAAAUGGCAAAGUUGCUUUGUUGGGGUGCUGAUACUGAUGACUUUAGGAUAAAUUCAUUUCUUUAAACUUGUAAUACAUGGUUUUAUUGCUUGUUUCUCUCCAGGAUAGUAGAGAUUUCUCUAUUUCACCUCAACCUAAUAAAAGUGGUCAGAUUUAUAAUGUUAAUGACUUAAUAUUAUCCUUUUCUAAUAGUCUCAUGUAAAAUAUGCCGCUAUUACAACUUACAACUAAUUGAAUGAGAUGUUAACUUAGUAAAAUAGUUUGAUUUUUACCUGACAGUGUUUGUCAAAUUUAAAAUCAUGAAUAUUCAAUUUUAUACAAACAUUUAUAUAUAGAUAGAUAGAUAGAUAGAUAGAUAGAUAGAUAGAUAGAUAGAUAGAUAGAUUUGUGUAUGUUAUUUGCCAAAGACAGAUAUAAAUUACCGGUUUAAUAUUAGUGAAGAAUAAAUAAGUGCACACAUUU
Messenger RNA from Gorilla gorilla gorilla (western lowland gorilla), 3554 nucleotides. It is a transcript of the gene POT1, whose product is annotated as protection of telomeres 1. Gene Ontology annotation, cellular component: chromosome, telomeric region; nuclear telomere cap complex. The transcript has 19 exons. Gene Ontology annotation, molecular function: G-rich strand telomeric DNA binding; telomerase inhibitor activity. Gene Ontology annotation, biological process: telomere capping; regulation of telomere maintenance via telomerase. Lineage: Eukaryota; Metazoa; Chordata; Mammalia; Primates; Hominidae. The record is from RefSeq and is a predicted model, not a curated record. Bases 902 to 2806 code for a protein of 634 amino acids.